Messenger RNA from Scomber japonicus (chub mackerel), 3420 nucleotides. RefSeq lists its product as uncharacterized. Lineage: Eukaryota; Metazoa; Chordata; Actinopteri; Scombriformes; Scombridae. The transcript is spliced from 12 exons. Gene Ontology annotation, molecular function: NAD+ poly-ADP-ribosyltransferase activity; metal ion binding. The record is from RefSeq and is a predicted model, not a curated record. Bases 58 to 2697 code for a protein of 879 amino acids.
CCCAGUAGCUUUUGUUUUCCUUAAGCUGGAGGGUGGAAGAGGAAGAGGAGCAGCACAAUGAAGGACUCCGAAAUACUGAAAUUCAUCUGCGCUAAUCAGGGAGCAGUUAACACCGAUGAAUUACUUUAUAAUCUGAAUCCUGGUGAUUCCACGGAUUUUUCGGAGAUUAUUCUUCAAAAUGAUCAGUUUGCUUUGUGCCAUCCCUUCGGGCAGCCGAAGGUGGUGGCCCGGACCAGCCUGAAGCUGUGCAGAGCCAGAGACUGUCAGGGGUCCUGCAAGGGCUUACACAUGUGUAAAAACUUCCUCUUCAGCGGAUCCUGCAAAUUCACUCAGACCAGGAGAGGAUGCACCUUCUCCCAUGAUAUGCACUCUGACCUCAAUCUGGGGAAACUGAUUGAGCAUGAGCUGGAGAGUCUGAGCAGGACAGAACUGUGCACACUGCUGCUGCAGAGCGAUAACACGCUCCUGCCUCAGAUAUGUCACGAUUACAACAAUGGUGAGGGGUUGCACGGCCGGUGUCAGGAAGGUGACAGUUGCAAGAGACUGCACAUCUGUGAGAGAUACGUGAUGAACGACUGCAACUGCUACAGAACUCAUGAUUUCGGUGCUCCACAGCCAUUAAAAAACUUGCAGGAUAGAGGUGUGCCCGACCAUCUCUUUCGCUCCUUGAAGACAACUUAUGCAAAUAAAAAAGCUUUGUGGUUCUCAGUCAAAAAGGGUGAUGGGGGCAAUCGUGAACCGCAACACAGCAAUGAUGGAGUGAAAGAGGGGGAAUGGGAUGGGAACAUUCCAAUGGCUGCCAGAGGGAGAGGUGGUUAUCGGGGCAACAGAGGCAAUAGAGGCAAUAGAGGCAACAGAGGCAAUAGAGGUAACAGGGGAAAUAGAGGUAACAGGGGCAACGGUCAAGAGCAGCAACUAACCCGUUCCACUAGUGACCUCCUGGCUGAAAUCAGUUCCGGUUGGGAUCCAAGUGACGACAACAUUGACGUCUUUGGUGCUGCCAAUGACAGUGAUGCGAGCAGCGACUAUGGUUCCAACAGACCAACUUUCAAUGUUUACAGAGGGAGAGGUGGUCAGUGUAACAGAGGUAACAGAGGUAACCAUCAACAGCAGCAACGCACCCAUUCCACCAGUGACAUCCUAGGUGCUGUCGACGCCACAGAUGACGGGCCAAACAGGAGACCCAGAGAAAGACCUUCCAGAGAUAAAACUGAGAUAUGUAUGUACUUCAUCAAAGGACACUGUAAACAUGAAGAUCGCUGUUUUAAGGCUCAUGACAAAAUGCCGUACAGGUGGCAGAUCAGAGAGGAUGACCAGUGGACCAACUUACCUGAUAACGAAACAAUUGAAAAGGACUACUGUGAACCUAAAAACUCAUACAGUUCCACCAGUCUACCUGUGUAUUUUGACACGAUGACCCGUGGGGCGAACCAAGUGCGACGACUCUCUACUAUUAACUCUUUAAAGGAGCCGACCUUUAUCCACACCACGGAAUGGGUUUGGUACUGGGAAGAUGAGUCUGCAAAGUGGAACUUGUACGCUUCAGCUAUUGGUGGACACAACCCAGCAGACAUGGACAGUGCUAAGCUGGAGGAGAAAUUUCUGGAAAAUAACAAGGAUGUAGUGGAGUUCACCGCUGGUUCACAGUCAUAUUCACUCAGUUUCCAAGACAUGAUACAAACAAACAAGAGGUAUGGUACUAAGAGGCUUGUGAGAAGACGUCCUCGGUUUGUUUCUGCAGCAGAUGUCCGAACAGCGAAAAAGAGAAGGCCUCUGGUUCAACCAAGUUUCACUGCUAUACCAGACCACUGGGACAAGACACAGAUUCCUGAAAUAGGAUACAAGAGUGUUGCCCUCAACCGCUCCUUAGAUGAAUACAAGGAGAUUGAAGCUCUUUUUUGUACAACAAUGAGAGGAUUUGCCAUUGUCAAAAUUGAGAGGAUUCAGAACAAAGCUCUUUGGGAAGUCUAUCAGUGGCAGAAGGAUCAAAUGAAGAAAAACAGUGGGCCUAGUGUGACAGAGAAAAAACUUUUUCAUGGCACUGACUCUCAAUAUGUACCUGCCAUCUGCAAGGCCAACUUUGACUGGAGAAUCUGUGGAACUCAUGGAACUGCUUAUGGCAAAGGUAGUUACUUUGCCCGGGAUGCCAAAUACUCCCACAACUACACUGGCAACUCUGAUGUUGUGAAGUCCAUGUUCGUCUCACGGGUGCUGGUGGGGGACUACACCAGAGGGUCUUCCAGCUACGUCCGACCUCCUUCUAAGGAUGGCGGGGACGUGAACUUCUUUGACAGCUGUGUAGACGACGUUAUGAACCCUUCCAUCUUUGUUGUGUUUGAGAAGCAUCAGAUCUACCCUGAAUACCUGCUGCAGUACAAGAGCACCAACCCAUUUGCAUCACCUGCACCUGCACCUGCACCUGCACCGGCGCCAGCUCCAGCUCCUGCACCAGCACCGAAACCAAGACCAGUACCGGCACCAAGACCAGCUGCCCAACCCAGCACACCAGUUUAUCAACCCAGUGCAUCAUUUUAUCAACCCAGCACAGCCUCAUACCAAACACACACAUCAGCUUACCAACCCAGCACAGCCUCAUACCGAACCCAGACAUUGCCUUACCAACCCAGACAAUCUCCUCCAUCUCCCCCACCAAUCCCAGCCCGAAAGAAACAGUCUGAUUCCUGUGUCAUUGCUUAGGACUAAAGGUUACAUGGAACACUUUGGCUAAUUAGGUGGUUUGAUUACAUAUAGUAAUAAUAAUAUCUACUGAAGUGUGCAAUGCAUGGCUUCCAUGCAGAAUAUGACAAUGUCAUUUAAAGUGCCUAUUUAUGUGUAAGAAAAAAAAUACACUAAAAUAAUUCAAAUUUAAAAAGUCCACUAGAAAAAAAAUAGUGAACAACUAUUAUUAAUGACAGAGCUAGCCAAGCAGCAACUAAAUCACAUGGAAGUGUGGUGGUGGAAACUAACAUUAAAUACAUAAGAAACACCUUUUUACUGUCAAUCUAAUGAAAAGUAGCAGUUGGUAAAAUGUAUCAUAGACCUGCUGAGUGCUCUGGAAAUUUCACACAUUACUAUAUGAAUACUCAUGCUUCAUGGCUGUAUUUAACCUUCCUGCUGCACAGCUUCACAACAAGCAGGGGGCGACAGAAUCCUCUUUCGACAUUGUGAAAGUAAGAUGGAAAUGAAUAGCUUCAUUUGCAUAAUGUAGAUUUUUGAGAAGAAUAUUUGAGCCAUCGUUUCUGUUUCAUGCAAAGGGUUUAUCGUUGUUAUUUAAAACACUACUUAAAUUGGUUUGUUUCAUUUGAUUAACAUUAAGAUUACACAAACUAAAAUUAUUACCAUUUCCCAAAUUAUUGUACUGUUUGCAAUCACUAUUGAUUUUUGUACUUUGAAAAUAAAUUCAGUACUCAUGUUAAGUGC